Nematostella vectensis (starlet sea anemone) is the source of this 1008-nucleotide messenger RNA. RefSeq names its product transmembrane protein 163. The transcript has a single exon. Bases 9 to 854 code for a protein of 281 amino acids. The record is from RefSeq and is a predicted model, not a curated record. Gene Ontology annotation, cellular component: membrane. NCBI's taxonomy places the organism in Eukaryota, Metazoa, Cnidaria, Anthozoa, Actiniaria, Edwardsiidae. Gene Ontology annotation, biological process: transmembrane transport; monoatomic cation transport. Gene Ontology annotation, molecular function: monoatomic cation transmembrane transporter activity.
GAUCAUUAAUGGCCCACUUUCAGGUAUCAUUCGCUGUGCCGCCGGGAGAUAAAAAGAGCAGUCGUGCAUCGUCCACCAGUGAAUCAUGUGCAAGCUUUGAGUCAAGUUUAAUGGACGCGUUUAAGGAGGGAACGCAGAAAGUCAACAACAAGGAUGUGGUUUCUUUCUUAGACGAAGACGAAACAGAAAGACCUUUCCUUUCCCAAAAAGCGCGCGAAAAAUGGUGCCGCGCCGCGUUCACAAUCUCCAUCCUAGCAAUUGUGAUCUCUCUUCUUUUUAGUCUGUCGUCGUUUUUUGUGUCAGGGCAAACAGAAAGUUCGUCCGUCUUUGCAAGUGCAUUUGAUUCGCUGUUAGGGACGAUGAGUUCCGUGGCUGUGGCUUGGCGAUUUCGUGACUCAAAAAACGGAGAGAUUGGACAUAAACGAGAGUCAAUUGCAACUCUAGGAAUCGCCCUCAGUUUUAUCACGACCGGUAUUGCUACGGUCGCGACAUCAGUGAUCCAUCUCACCGAUAGCAUCCAUCCGAGAAAACCAGACGAGAUGUUGAUAGUUCUAACCUGUAGUUUGGUAGUAUUCUUCGUACUUGCAUGGGUACAAAACUGCAUCGCGAAGAAAGUGAACAGUGACUCACUGCGCGCGGCCGCAGUGGACUAUGCCAUGGCUUCGGCGAUGGCUUUUGGUAUCUUAAUCUCGACUUACGUGUACCGUGAAAACAAGCCUCGGCUCUGGUGGCUGGACCAUUCCGUGGCUCUAUCGUUGGGCGCCGUGUCAGCCGCCUAUGGUAUAUAUUUGGUUGUGCAAGCAGAAUGGUGCAAUAGUACGAUCCUUGAAGAAAAAUCACCGCUCAAACAUUAACCAUUACAAUCUAUGAUUCGGCGUUUGUAGUUUAAGGUAGUUAGAGUGCUUGUAUGAUGAAACACCGGUAAGUCGAACUCGGAUAACUCUGACUUCUCGUUAUUCGAACUGUAUUACGUCUCUUAUAUAAAAUACAAGAUCAAUGCCUCAGAAA